GUAGUUUAGUUUGUACCUAGCUAGCAUUUCCAAGUCUUAUUUAUACCUCCUAAUUCUUCCCUUCAAUCCUCAUUACCAGAGGAGAUACCUAGCUAGUUAUCCCUUGAUCAUUUGUGAUAAAACAGUAAUAUUAUACGCAUCAAAAUGGCAGAUGGUGGUGGUGGAUCAUCCGGAGGAGUGGUGAAUUAUAGCAGGAGAAUUAUGGGGUUCAAUGUGCCGGAGAAAGUCCAGCUUCAUGUGGCCAUGCUGGCCUUGCAGUUUGGUUAUGCUGGUUUCCAUGUUGUCUCCAGAGCGGCUCUUAACAUGGGAAUCAGCAAGAUUGUCUUUCCAGUGUAUCGUAACAUUCUAGCUUUUCUCCUCCUCUUGCCCUUCGCCUAUUUCCUGGAGAAGAAGGAGCGUCCUCCGCUUACACUCUCGUUUGUUACUCAGUUCUUUCUCCUGGCUGUCGUCGGAAUAACUGCGAAUCAAGGAUUUUACUUGCUCGGGCUGGACAAUACAUCACCUACCUUUGCUUCCGCCAUACAGAACUCUGUCCCUGCCAUUACAUUCCUCAUGGCUGCAAUCCUCAGGCUGGAACAAGUAAGGCUCAACAGAAAAGAUGGCAUAGGGAAGGUAAUAGGAACACUGUUUUGCGUGGCUGGAGCCAUGGUGAUCACUCUGUACAAAGGCCCAACCAUUUACAGUCCAACUCCACCGCUCCAAAGGUCCAAUGUUUCACCGCUGUUACUUUCGCUUGGAGAUGCUAAGCCCAAAAACUGGACACUCGGCUGCAUUUUCUUGAUUGGGCAUUGUCUGUCAUGGUCUGGCUGGCUGGUCCUGCAAGCCCCGGUUCUGAAGAAGUACCCGGCUAGGCUAUCGGUGACCUCUUACCAGUGCUUCUUUGGUGUGAUUCAAUUUCUUGUUAUAGCUGGCUUUAUGGAGAGGGAUCCACAGGCUUGGCUCAUUCAUUCUGGAGGGGAGCUUUUCAGUGUCUUCUACGCGGGGGUUGUUGCAUCAGGGAUCGCCUUCGCUGUACAGAUAUGGUGCAUUGAUAGGGGAGGCCCGGUGUUUGUGGCGGUGUAUCAACCUGUUCAGACACUUGUUGUCGCUAUCAUGGCUUCAGUCGCGUUAGGCGAGGAGUUCUAUCUGGGAGGGAUAAUUGGAGCAGUAUUGAUCAUAACAGGAUUGUACCUUGUGCUUUGGGGAAAGAAUGAAGAAAGGAAAUUUGCAAUGCAGAAGUCCGCAGUUCAGUCCCAAGCGGAGCAUGGCAGAAGCACAAACCACAUCAAAGCUUCCCUUGCUCAACCGCUACUCUCCCAAUCAACAGAAAAUGUUUAACUGCCUGGAACCAUAACUUUUUAACUAAGCGCUUCUUGUGUGUAGUUCAGGCUUGGGGAUCAAAAUCCCAUAUAUGCUUUUCACUAUUUAUAUAGUGUAUGAUUUUAGUAAUGAUGAACUCUUCUACUCA
Molecule: messenger RNA, 1447 nt
Organism: Daucus carota subsp. sativus
Lineage: Eukaryota; Viridiplantae; Streptophyta; Magnoliopsida; Apiales; Apiaceae
Product: protein WALLS ARE THIN 1-like
Exons: 6
Coding region: 145-1317 (390 amino acids)
Cellular component (GO): plasma membrane
Molecular function (GO): transmembrane transporter activity
Source: RefSeq, a predicted model, not a curated record